This is a messenger RNA of Stegodyphus dumicola, 983 nucleotides long. RefSeq lists its product as uncharacterized. NCBI's taxonomy places the organism in Eukaryota, Metazoa, Arthropoda, Arachnida, Araneae, Eresidae. The record is from RefSeq and is a predicted model, not a curated record.
UUGGUCACUCCUACUAUAGCCAGUUCAGGAAGUUGUGUAACUCCUUUAUCGAUGUUUCCUGCUUUGCCAUUUACAUUUUCUGUAGUUAAACGUGCUAUACGAGUCAAGGUCUCAUACGUUCAAGUUCUGUGAUUCGUUAUAAGCAUGUGGUAUUUAAUUGUGGGUGCUGUUUUAUUCGCAUCAGUGAGUGCUGACGAUAAGUGCGAUGUUUCGAAGUAUGUUGAAUGCAUGGAGCCUAUGUAUAAUGCUACAUAUGGUCAUCCACAUGGGCUGUAUCAGACCUCCGAAGAUCUGUCUGUGACUUGUCCGGUUCUUAAAGAGGGAAUUGCCUGCAUCAAGACAUUCGCUGAGACUUGCGGAACUGAGAUGAUCGCUGAAAGUUACACUGAUCAGUUUGAAAGACCAUUUGAAUUCCUCAACAAAAUCUGCGAUUCUUCUUCUCCAAUCAGAACAGAAUACCUGAAAGCAUCGCCUUGCAUGUUAGAGAACAGUGAUGAUUUUGAAAUAUGCUCUACUAAAGUUCAAGAAUUCUUAGCUUAUCACGAUGCUGAUACAGAAGAGAAAGAAAUUACUAUGACCUGCAUGUUCGAAAUGAUGCUUCGAGCUUGCUUGAUGAGUACAGGCGCCGAGAAAUGUGGCAUGGAAACUGCAAGCUUCAUUCGAAAAGCCCUGCUGUACUCUCCUUCACUCGGAUUGAAAACUUGCUCAAAAGAAUAGAACCUUGUUCAAAAGUGAAGAAUCUACUGUCGAAAAAACUGAUCUUUAAAUUAUUACGUGUUAAAUAACUGAAAAAGUUAUCUGCGAAGAUUGUUUUUUGUUUUGAAAAAAAAUUCUAGAAUGAAAUACACAUUAAAGUUAUGAUACAACAUUUAGUUCAAUGUUUUAUACAUGGGCAAUUUCAGCUUUAUUGAUGGUAAUUAAUUUCUUCGGUUUCGUAUAUUUUUAUAUUGUUACGGCUGGGAAAUAAAUGAUUUUAUUUUCAA